AUCGUCAAUUUUCAACUGUGCAGCGGUCAACGCGUACAAACUGUGUCUGCGAAGGGGCGUUAGUGGGUGUGUCUGUCUAUCCGAUAUAAAAUGAGUAAUAAGCUUACACUGGGCUUGCUGCAGCUGCCCGCAGGCAGGGACGUCGCGGAGAACGUGCGUCAAGCUCUGGAAAGCAUUAUGCAGCUAAAAGCUGACAAUCCGCAGCUUCAGCUGGCCAUAUUACCGGAGAGCUUCAACGGUCCAUACAGCAUUGAGGAGUUUGACCGGCAUGCCGAAGCUGUACCGGAUGGGCCCACCUGUCAGGCGCUGUCCAAGCUCGCCCGCAAGCUGGCUAUCUACAUCAUUGGCGGCAGCAUAAUUGAGCGGGAUGACCGCAGUAAGCUGUACAACACGUGCACAGUAUGGGCGCCCAACGGCCAGCUAAUUGGCCGACAUCGUAAGCUGCAUCUCUUUCAUGUGAACAUUGAACCGGAACAGCUUGGCGGCGUGCAGUUCGAUGAAGGCGAAGCUUUGACCGCAGGCAGCGAGCCAACAGUGGUACAAAUAGGAACGCAGAAAGUCGGCAUUGGCAUCUGCCAUGACAAGCGAUUCGAGGAGCUGGCGCGUCUCUAUCGAAACAUGGGUUGCUCCAUGAUUGUCUAUCCCUCGGCCUUCUGCAUCUGCCAGGGUCCCAUGCACUGGGAGCUAUUACAGCGGGCCCGCGCUACGGAUAAUCAACUCUUUGUGGUCACCUGUGCGCCCGCCCGCAACAACAUGUCCGGCUAUGUGGCAUAUGGACAUUCGAUGAUUGUCGAUCCCUGGGCGAGAGUACUGCGCGAGGCGGGCCAUGGACGUGAACUGAUUGUGGAGACAAUUGAUUUCGACACGGUGGAUGAAGUGCGUCGCCAGAUUCCCAUCUACAAGCAGCGGCGCACUGAUAUAUAUGAGCAGGCCAGGGCGAACAUUUAAAAACUGGCGUGCGUCUUAGAAAUGUGAACAACUCGAAAUAAAUAUGCAUAAAGUUUGCCUAUCCAACUAGCAGAUGCCCUAUAAUCGCUCGUAACUCAAGCCU
Drosophila hydei is the source of this 1051-nucleotide messenger RNA. RefSeq names its product omega-amidase NIT2-like. The record is from RefSeq and is a predicted model, not a curated record. Lineage: Eukaryota; Metazoa; Arthropoda; Insecta; Diptera; Drosophilidae. Gene Ontology annotation, cellular component: mitochondrion. The transcript has 5 exons. Gene Ontology annotation, biological process: L-glutamine metabolic process; oxaloacetate metabolic process. Bases 91 to 948 code for a protein of 285 amino acids. Gene Ontology annotation, molecular function: omega-amidase activity.